GGCCGCGUGACGGGGAGCCGGGUCGGGCCGGGCCGGGCGGAGGGAGCGAGCGAGCGAGCGAGCGCCUGGCUGGAGAGAGCGAAGAGCGAACCCGGGCCCGGGACACCGGCGCAGCGUUCAGCACAGGAUCGACUUGCCCUUUUUUGUGGUUUCCGAAGGGUGGCCGGUGUUUUACUACCAGGCCUGACCUGCCAAGUACCAUCUGCAAAUUUGGAGAGGGAAUCGACAUUAAUCUUUGGUGUUCUGUCCAGCAGAGCCUGAUUAGAUCUGGUGAAAAGAUCAUUGAAUUGCAACGGUGUUACUGUAAGAUGAAUGCCUAAAAACCUCAGCUCCCUCUUUGUUCCCCCCCCCCUUCUGCCCACCUCCCACAAAGUGAGCAGAGCCAGCAACAGCAGUCAUGCUUUCAGCCCUUGUAGGCGGAGGGGUGAGCAGAGGCCAGCAGUUGCAAACGUCUGAAGCUGCCUCCUUCCUCCUGGCUCAGGAGCUCUGCAUCAGACUUCGGAACAGGCGAGUGACCAGAGUACCCGUCCCUAACCGGCCGUCGCAGCCACAAGCCGUCCUGCAUGGAGAGCGCGAUCGCCAGGUGUCCAUGUCAGAGGCUGCUUCCCAUCUCCUGACGCAGGAGCUUCAAGUUAAGAGAGUGACCAGGACAUCCACCCAAAACAAACCUCCUGACCCAUCGUCCAACACCCACAAUCUGAAAUCCAGUGGCCGGGCGGUGAGGAAGCUGAAUUAUCGGCGGGUAGCCAACCUCGGGCUGGUCAGUUCACCCGAUGCUGGGAACAGGAGACGUAGCACCAAGCCCAGGAAAAGCGAGCUACCAGCCACCGGCGAGGGAAGGACAGAGUAUCGAUUUAAUCAGAAGAAGCAGGCGAGUGCAAGGUGGUCUCGGGAAGUUGGAGCGGAGCAGAGGAGGCGAGCGGGGGCUGUGGGCAAGAGCGACGCUGUAGGUCGGCAGAGUAAGCCGCAGUCGGUUGUGUAUCCAGGCAGUAACCAGGCUGAUGCUGAAGUGGCACCUGAGACCUGGUCGUCAACAGUCACUGAGGUCCCACUGAAGGCUGAGAUUCCUCAGGUCCACGUCCAGCCCUGUGUACACCCAGGUGGCUUGAGUGGUGAAGAUGACUCGAAUCGUAGAACAGCCCCAGCCAUUGAUGAGAGCCGGCGAGGUGUGAUGGACUCCUACGAGGGAAGAGGCCCAACCGCUGAUGUUCACUGUGAAACACCAUGCAGCUCCCCACCGGGCAGUGCUGAGCGCUUGUUCACACCGUUGGUGAAGGAAAUGUGUACAGAAAAUGGGCCAAGCAGUGAUACAUCAGAAAGAAAUAUCUGUCCCAAGAUCCCACAAUGUGAAGCUCAAGCAAUGCAUGUUGGGGUAGAGAAGGCCAGGGGGGUAGUUGGAAAAGGCAACAGUGGAGGGGAGAAUCUUAAAAAAGUAGUCAUACCAUUUCCUUCAGUUGCAGCCUCUGAGAAAUGUCUAGGAAUUGGUUCAGUUCACAAAGUGCCUUUAAGGGGUAUAGCAACCAGUGAUGUGCCUGACUGGGUGCCUUCGGAUCCCAUAGCAACCAAUGACUUGCCCAGAGGGAAUGAUGGAACUGGAGUGCUGGCAUGUCGUGGAACUCUGACACAGAAUGGGCUGCCUUCCAGUAAAGCCCCUGUGGAGGGUGAGGCGAUCAGUGACACUCUUGCACAGCGGAGGUUGCCCAGCAAGGUGUUGGAAGGUGAGAUGGCUCGCCAGCAUGUGGGAAAGGAUCAGCCAGCUGAGCAAUCAGUAGAUACUGCAGGGGACGAGGCCACAGCUGCACCAUCAGGAGUUACAGCGACCACUGGUGCAACUAAGAAUGCAUUGAUUAAGACGCCUUCAGAAAUUAAAGGGGGUAAAGUAACCUUGGCCAUGACUAAUGAAGAUGUGAGUGCCAGUGAGAUAUCAGCUGGAAAUCAGCGAGUUCCUGACAUGCUUGCGGGAAAAAAGACUUUUACAGAAUGGACAACCUUUGGACUUUCAACACAAGAUGAGCUGGCUGUACCCACAAUCACAAUGCCCACUCACUUCACUUCAGAAAAUACUAUCAAACCGGUAUCCUCUGGAGUUGUAGCAGCUGGAUUUCUCUUUCCCAAGAGUACCAUGGCAAAGGUCUCUCCAGAGGUAUCUGAGGAUGUGAUUGUAGAGAGUGAAAGUCCAGUGACCAAUGUCCUAUUUGGGAAAAGUCAGCUGACUGAUGUGUCUCCCUCUCCCACUCCCACAGCCAUAAUGGAGGCUUCUACACCAGUUGAGCUGACUGCAGGAGUGUUUUAUGGUCUGGCGGCUGACGGGGAGCACGAGUUGGCUGACAUACCCACAGAUGUCACUGGCUUUGCCACUGAGAUUUAUACUGAAAGCGAUCAAGCUGUGGAAGAAAGUGUGUUGGCCGACAAAGCACUUGGACAUGGCCUGCAACCUGGGGGUGUGCACGAAGCAGCUGAAGCCACGUUUAGAUUUGAAGGUGUCGAGUAUGAGGCAUUUGCAGACGACGAGUUAGUAGACAUACCUACAGAUGUAAUCAGUGAUGUGACAGAAAAAGAAGCAGAAUACAAGGUUCAGCCCCUAGGUAUGACAACAGCCAGCAACGAGAUGCUGGGGAACAGAUAUUUUCCACAAAUCCCAGAUUCAAUAGCCAACAACAUCUUGGGAUCAGCUAAAGCAACAAGCUCCAGGGAUGUGUUUUCGGUGAGUGAAUUCUGUAAUCUUUCACUGGAGUCUUCAGCACAUCAAGAGGAUGAAAAUGCCUAUGCAGAGGGUGUGGUAAGUUGCAGCCUCACUGAAGAGAAGCUACUGUACAAUAUGGUCGACGUGGAAAGUGAGCGUAUGGCAACAGAAGAACAAUUCAGAAAGGGGUUUAAGGGUAGAGUGGAGACCCAGAUGUCGGGGGAAGUCUGCAGUGUUCCAGCCUCCCAAAGCAAGGAGUGUAAAAUGUCAGCCUCGAAAGAACGAGAUGUCUCUGCCCACAGUGGCCAUGAUGCAGUGUGCUGUGAAGCUAACGACCAGCGAGCUGCUGAGCUGGAGUGCGUUCCACGGCCCGUUUCAAGCACAGCGCAGACACUGUGGUUUGAACUGGAGACGGCCAGUAUACCCAACAGGUGUGAUCAGCAGUCCAUAGAAGGGAAGUGUGAGCUCGAUGAAUGCAGUGCAGUACUGGUGAACAACGCUGCAGCUCUCCCCUCUGUAUUCAGGUGUAGAAACAAGAGGAGAGGAUUUACCAGGCUAAAGCGGAGGAAGUUAAACAGCCCAGUGCUUUUCUCAAAUUGUGUCCCCAGUGUGUCCACUUUGGGGAAGUUCUGUCUGAGCAGGGCUCCAGCAGUUGUGCAGAUUUGCAGGGGAGUGGCUAACUGCAUCAAUGCUGAUUUGUACCACAGCGUCCGACACGUGGAAGAAAUAAAACCAAAGAAUCUGUCUCUUCUACCACUUAAUGAUCUAGCACCUCAUAAGCUCAGCAAAAAACCCCUGCUGGUGGAACACUUGGAGGCAAUUGCCAGUGGCUUGGGUGUGUUCCCCAGCUGUUCAGAAAUACAGCAGGAGUUCACUGCUUUAUCCAGGCUCAAGUCAGUGGGUGUAAAUGGAAGACUUCAAACAAAAAGAAUUAAGGAAUUACAGUUUGAUUUUGGUCAACAGGCAAACUUCUGGGGUGUUCUUUGUCACCUGACCCCGAGGAAAGAUCAGUCCCUCCAUGCUGGUGCUUGUAGGAGAGCUCAGUCCUGGCUUUCCUCCAGACACUGCAAGCAGUCGCUGCACUUCAGCUGUCCUGUUCUGUCUAAUCUCGACCUCUUUUUGCUGCUUUCUUUCAUCAGUGACGGAGCAAGAGUUGAUUGGCACUGUGUGUCUGAAAGGACAGAUUUAUCAAUUAUUUCUCAGUACUGGAGCCAGGACUGGCAGACACUUCCCCAGUGCCCACCCGAUUGUGGCCAGGGCUUCUGGCCGCCUCCUUCGCUGGUCAGGGCGGGGAGGUGCUGCUGUGCACGUUCCCGAUUUGGCCUGCACACCGUUCUAGCACUUUUGUCUCCAGCUUGCUACAGGUUAUGGACAAGGCAGCGCCAUUUUGGAAGACUGUCAAGUGCCCACCGACCACUUUUGACUUUGUUUGAAGAGGGUGUAAAGAGACUCAUUCCCCUGAUUCCUUUGAACAAACCAUCUUGGCCACCGUCCUGUAAUGUGGCUGGAUUGGUGUCAUGUAGUCAGCACAUUCCAUCUACCUGCACAUCAACGUCCAACGCCAGUCCUUCAGACAGCUGGAGGCAUGGUCGCCUGGCAAAUCGCCCCAGUUCCCUCCCGCCCUGUUUGCGUACUGGGAACACAGCCAGUUUGACUGAAGCAAAGUCACUGCGACUUCAGCUGGCCAAUAAGAGAAGUCUUCUACAGCACCUGAGCUUAUCCUGCAUCCUUGAGCCCGUGUUUGCUUUGCCAGAUGCACCUACCUCAUCUGCAGCAUGCACUGUUGCCGAAAGCACCUUCCCCUCCGCCUCCUCCCCCAUUCCCAGCAUCACCUACAUGGAAACUCAACAGCACACAGAGCAAAAAGAGCAUCCUGCAUCCACGAUCAAAGCUGUCAGCAAGUCGAAGGAAUCUCUGAGGAAGGUCUCUCAAAUUCGAAUUCGGAAAACCAUUCCAAAGCAGGACACCAACCUGACACCCAUGGGGUUGCCCAAACCCAAGAGAUUAAAGAAAAAAGAAUUUAGUUUGGAGGAGAUAUACACUAACCAGAAUUACAAGUCGCCAUCUGCACACAGCAAGUACCUGGAGACCAUCUAUGAAGAACCCGUUCUGAAGAAGGGCUCCUUCGUCUGCACCAGCCUCCAGAAACGCAAGCGCCUGUUGGAGUUCCAAGACUACACGCUUCCUCGGAAGCGGCGUGCUCAUGCUGGAGUGAAGGUUGCAAGCCGUACCCGGGGCAGGAAGGCCAGCACUCGGGAAGAGGAGAUAGACUCGCUGCUCGUUCAAAAACUGACUGAACUGGAAGCCGACCUGGCUGGAGAGGAUGAAGGUCACUGAUGGGUGUGACCUGUUGUUUGUGGCACUGCAGUGCCAAGGUCUGUUUUCACUACAUUGGGAUGUUGCACUGUGUCAGCUACCUGAUUUUCUGACUGGGGAAAGAACUGUGUGGAGUUUGUAGGCUGCUGCAUGCUUUCCUUUCAAAGAGACAUCAAGUCCCAAACAGCCCCCUGUGCAAAUAGCACUGCCCCACUCUUGCUGGGAGUGAGUGGAGGAAAGAGAUUAUCUUUAUUCAGAAGGCAUCUCUGGAGAAUUACUCAGAAGUAAAUGGACACGGUGAGGUGAAAUUCACCCUAUGCUUGCAAUCAAAUGAAGCUGCUUCACCUUUCUACGAACAUUUGAUUUGCUGCAAACCAGUUUCUUAUCACUUGUAAGAGAAUCGCUUAAGCAUAAAGCAGAGAGCAUCUUUUAAUGUUUACAGGAUAGUAGAUCGAAAUAUCACUGGUUUCAGCCAAGCUCUGUCGGAGACCUUCUCCUAAGUGGUUUCUAGUUGAGUGUAGCUUGGUAUAGGAUGGAUGCUGAUAUUUUUAUACCUGAAUAUCUAAACUACUUGAGCCUGAAGUGCUGAAAGUAAAGAUUCCAAAGUAAAUAAUGACUCUGUGCGUGCGUGCAAGUGUGUGUGCGUGCGUGUGUGUGUAUGUGAGUGUGUGCGUGUGUGUAUGUCCUCCAGAAGUGCAAGUGUAGAUGCCAAUGACAGAUGAAAUGUGGAGCAGCAGACGGAGCUGACAAUCUGCAGGCUUUCACAAUGAAACUGUCUGUUAGGUACAGUGUCAGUCUUUGCAGAACGUGUGCAUUACCAGAAGAGCGAUGGCUGUACCACUGUGUAGGUUGUGUGUGCAUUUCCUUAUUUUUUACAUAGGCACCAUGCAUAAUUUAAAAUUACUAAAGAUUUAACUAACCCAGUGCUGUAUUUUGGUAAUGUUUAUUAAUAUUCAGGCCUCCAGUCAUACUGGCAGUGACUAGCCUAACCAGAGUCGGUGGAUGUAUUGUAGAUCUGAGUUGUACAAAUGAGGGUUUGUACUCCAGCCUAUGCAGAACAGGGUAUCAAUACCACACCUUAACUCCCCGUAGAGACCUGCGUGGUCACUAAGAUUUAUCAUAAAAUCACUGCAUUCUGAACUGUGCCACAUUCUCUUUGUGCUUUAGGGGUAGUGGAUUGAAAAUUUAAUCCACAUUUGGUCUUCCAACACUCUGAGCUUAUCCAGUUGGAGAUGCUAUCAUAUGAACAGUGGCCAUGGAGAGAGUGCUUUCACAGCUGCAGGGAGCUUGCACCCAGGCUGGUGUUAACACUCCAGCCAACAGUGACGUAGCUGCUAAACUUCCCCCGUUGGAAUGGGCUGAGACUGCCCUGGCAUUCCAUCAGAAGGAUCGAGCAUUAACAGAAAAGACGUGGAUUAAGUGUGGAAAGUACCACUUAGUCCAAGCCUUUUCUGUGACUGCACCUGCUCUCUCCCACAUCAAACUUCAGUAUUCAGUGUACGAUGAGCCCCACUGUGAAUGGGAACUGGGCAUAGCCGAUGCUUGAAUUAUCCCAGGGAGUUCACACAAGAAUUAAUGUGCUUCAUUCGAAUGGCCUUCUAGUUAGUGCAGUCCUGGUUCAAGAACUGAGACUGUGGGCUGCUGAAUGAAUGAGCUAGAACAGAUCAAGUUUCCUGUCUUGCCCCCAUCCUUCCAUUUGGGGUGGGGGGGGGGAGUGGUUUAGGUGCACAAGACCUAAUUUCCUUUUGGAAUGAUUUUAGUGGAAUUCUCAGCUCUGGGAUUGCUUCAGCUUAAAGAACUCACAUUUAUCGUCAACUUUUGUACCCUGGGAGCUUCCUGUGUCUUUAUGGUCAGUUGAUGAGUUCACUGAUGUAGUGUACACAGCAGGGCUCCACAAGUUGUAAGAGUCAUCUGAUCCAGUGACAUUGGUGCAGUUAGCCAAUGUGACAUACGCAGUGGGUUGGAACCAUGUGUGGCUCCAGUCGGUGCAUGGUGGUCGAGUGAUAAGGGAUGGUCAUGAUAAUCUUAACAAUCCCUUCACCCCCUACACUGACUUCUCAAUAUGCAUCCUUCAAAGGCAGGUUAUCAGAGAGUGCAUCACCCUCUUCAGUACAGCUCAGAACGCCAGCACGGCAAUGUUCCAGCCUCUGCUGCAUUUCAUGCUAACAGUGCCCUUUUAGUUGUAGACACCUGCUUCCUUGUGCUGGGAGGUUCUCUUCCCCCACACCCCACCCUCAUUCCCAUUUUCCACUUUAACAAGGUGGAGUCCAAUUCACAAGUCAGGAAGAAUCUCCUCCCUACUUCUGGUUUCAGAUCUGGUGCAAUGUUUCAUUUGGGGUCAGCUCACCUGGAUUUCUGGAAGCCUGACAUCAUGGUUGAUCUUGCCAUCUGAAGACCUUCCUACUGUCUUGUUCAUAGCAGCCGAGUCUCCGCUGGCCUUUUGGGCAGGGAACUGCUGAAGGUUUGCUGUCUGGCUGAAGAGAUUUCGUCCAGUGUUGAAUGUUCAGCCUCUUACUGUGACCCGUCUCUACACUCCAGCCAGGGAAUACUUCUGCCAAUCCUCAUCCAUUCCUAUGGCUUUGUAGAUGUGAAAUCACUUGUGGAAUAAGAGGAAACCUUUAACAUAAGCCGGCAGGUAGCCACCUGGAAUCAUUUAGUUUAACUUUCCUGUUAAUUCUCUCCAUUGACUUCCAUCUGUUACCAAGUAUCUCUGGUGAUGCAAGUUUUGAGGUUGUCAGUAUUUCCCUAUUUACUGGUGGUUUGUUCAGAGUGUCAAACUUGUACUGUGGUGGGAGCAGCCAGGCCUCUCACACAGCUGUCCUGCUUAAACCAGAAGUCAAUUUCACCAACCAGUGUUCCCAAACUGUCUAAUGAUGCAUCUACAGCACACAACACUAACCUUUUAUCUUCGUGUGUGUGUGUGGUCUUUUAAAAUUACACUGUGAAUCUGUUAAUUUUUAUUUGAAUUACUAACGUUCCUUAUUUAAUGUGCGUGAAAUGAAGGUAAGGGCGGCAAAAGAGUUUAGCCAUCUAUAAAGUAUGUCUGCUUGAUGUUUUUCUGCCCUUUAAUAUGCCCCACAUACCCCUGGAGGGAGUCAGGUGUAAUCUCCACAGUGGGCAACAACUUUUGAACUAACUCUCCACCUGGUCCCCAGACCCGUGAUCUCUCUGUAACUUGCACCUUGCUGUGUUGUGGCCUUGAGUGCCCUCCACAGCUCUGGGACACACCAACGCUCAGGCAUGUGAGGAAUUGUGGACUGUUCUGCCUGUAGGGAUCUGAGCUGGCUCACCUGCUCUGUUUGUCCACCUGGAGAUGUAGAGCAGGUGAUUGUGCAGUACCGACCUUGGGGCAAAUAUGAAAUCUCCAGUGCAGCCUUGGUGAGGACCAGUUAGCAAAGCAGAGCCUGGGAAAAAGUCCCUGGUGCUCCAGCCAAUGCAGAGACUCACGGGAGUCGUUGGGAAUUGCCCACUUUUAUGCAUGUGCUCAUGGAGAGAUUAGGUAUUAUACUCCAUUUCUUUGUUGCCUUUUAAUGUUGUUUUGGAGGUUCCAACCAUUGGUUUGACACCAAGGAUACUAUACCUCAUGGAUAGUGCUGGUUACUAAGUUGGAUUGGUUUUGUUGAUCAGAACGUUGUGCAUUUGAUCAGCUUCUAAUCCAUUAUAGUGCUUUUAUUGUAAUUAACUGGUACCUUUUGUGUACCUGAGUCGUUUGUGUGCCCUCUCUGUAGAUCUUCUAUUAUGUUCCGUUCAAGAGUUGUCCUGUAUAUUUUCGAUGACACUAAUAAAAAUGUUUUUAAAAUUGU
Messenger RNA from Hypanus sabinus (Atlantic stingray), 8802 nucleotides. RefSeq lists its product as uncharacterized. Lineage: Eukaryota; Metazoa; Chordata; Chondrichthyes; Myliobatiformes; Dasyatidae. The coding region runs from base 398 to 5020 and encodes 1540 amino acids. The transcript has 12 exons. The record is from RefSeq and is a predicted model, not a curated record.